AUGCGAUUGUAUACCUACUGUAACCUACAACCCGCGCCUCAGGAGUUGAUUAUUGUCCACUCUUGGAACUCCCUUGACACGAUAACCACGCCUUUACUCACCUCACACCUCUCUUUCGCAAUCGCAUCUCUGUCGCGGGAUCCUAAGCCACCGCCGAAUACACAUACCCCUCGCCCUACUCCUAACUCGCGCUUACGAUUACCAUGUCUGUCGAAAUUGACCCCCCCCGAGCUGAGUUUCAAACGCCCCUUCAACCAGGAAGUAUGCCAGAUUCUGCGUUUGCGCAACGCCGGUCAGGACUCGGUUGUCUUCAAGGUUAAAACCACUGCCCCCAAGCACUACUGUGUGCGCCCUAAUUCCGGCCGUAUCGAGCCUGGCCGGGCCGUCGAGGUCCAAGUUCUGUUGCAGGCUCUGAAGGAUGAGCCCGCCACAGACGCGAAGUGCAAGGACAAGUUCCUGGUCCAGUCCGUGGCUGUUUCGCCUGACAUGGAACACGCCAAUGUGACCUCAAUUUUUGAAAGAUCCCCCAAGUCCGCCAUGGUGGAGCGCAAGAUUCGUGUGAUGUGGCUCGCUGCGGAUGCUACUCUGCCGGAAUCAAAGGGUAACGACUCGGUAUGUUUUGCUGCGGGCCUACCGACAUAUCACGCACAAAGCUUACCUCUAUACAGGUCCUGGACGAAGAGCCUCCUUCUUACAACUCCCCCGGUGGAAAUUUCGAAACGCCUGCUCCUGCCGCCAAAAAGACCGAGCAACUGUCCCCCGUCCCCGCCCCCGAUUUCUCCGAGAAGCCCAAGUCCGAGUCCCCCCCAGCCCUCCGAACCCGCCACUGCAUUUUCGAACGCCAAGGCUGCCGUGGCCAGCGUACUUCCUUCGAGUGAUGAAUUGAAGGCGCAGCUUGCAGAGGCCAACGCGCAGAUCCAACGGCUGAAGGACCGACUGGCGGACCAGGGUCUGCGACAGCGCAAGACUGGCGGCGAUGCCAAGGCAGCUCCAGCGGCCAUGCAACAAUCGCACCAACAAACCGAGUCCGGCGUACCAGUGCAGAUGGUUGCUGGGCUUUGCCUAAUCAGUUUCCUGAUCGCCUACUUCUUCUUCUAA
Penicillium waksmanii is the source of this 1098-nucleotide messenger RNA. RefSeq lists its product as uncharacterized. Gene Ontology annotation, biological process: endoplasmic reticulum membrane organization. Gene Ontology annotation, molecular function: FFAT motif binding. Gene Ontology annotation, cellular component: plasma membrane; endoplasmic reticulum membrane. The record is from RefSeq and is a predicted model, not a curated record. The coding region runs from base 1 to 1098 and encodes 365 amino acids. Lineage: Eukaryota; Fungi; Ascomycota; Eurotiomycetes; Eurotiales; Aspergillaceae. The transcript has 7 exons.